This is a messenger RNA of Mya arenaria, 13729 nucleotides long. Its product is annotated as multiple epidermal growth factor-like domains protein 6. The record is from RefSeq and is a predicted model, not a curated record. The coding region runs from base 549 to 12164 and encodes 3871 amino acids. Gene Ontology annotation, molecular function: scavenger receptor activity. The transcript is spliced from 41 exons. NCBI's taxonomy places the organism in Eukaryota, Metazoa, Mollusca, Bivalvia, Myida, Myidae.
AAUAGAGACAGACAGAAAUGAGGAUAGGUCAGGAUGGUCAAAUGAGGAAACGGUUGUGUAUCAGUAUAACGCUUUAAGUAUCUCUUCUUGUUGGGUACCAUUUGGCGCGACGGUGCCCGAGUCAAUGUAUUGGCUCUGGUAGAGCCCAAAGACUUGCAGGGUUUACCGCUUCUAACCGAGAUAUCGGGUGUAGGACAGGGCGUUAGUUCAUGAAGACGGUUGUCUGGGAAUGGCCCGCUGACGAUUUGAUUUUCAGGAGUGUUUAUCAUCUUGAUUCGGGUGAAGUGCUGUUUUAAAAUUAUUUGUGCAAGAUAUACGUUGGAUUGAAUUUGACGAACGCGUGCAUUGUUUUCUGCAUGGCACAGCAGUAGGCACUGGGUUUAAAAGCUUACGUAAGGAGUAAAUGUGUCAUUGUCACGUAACAAUUUGGGAAAUGCUUAUUAAGAUCUUGAAGUAAUUUUCCUCUAGUUUCGGUUAACAGUUAGGAUUUUAAAGCGUGAAGUGAUUGGAUCUUUCAAAUCGCGGGAAAGUGAUGAAAUAUUAACAUCAUGAAGUGGACAAAUGUUUUUCUCGGGGUCUUAGUGAUUCUCGGAAUAUUGUCAACGGUAUAUGCUCAAUCGUGUUCUUUUGUCCACUGUAAGACCUGUCCUGACGGGACAUGCGAGCAGUGCACGGACGGGUACAGUUUCAACUUUAAUCGAACGUUGUGCUGUAGCAUUGGAUGCAAUCAGGAUCAGCACGGGUAUCCCGUGUGUUUGGAGGACGAUACCUGCUUCUACACAGGGUGUAACACCGGCUACUACAGUAGCCGGUGUAGCAGAUGUACAGACAGAAUCACGUAUUGCGACACGUGUAACGAGGUGACCAUUGGCGGGGAGGUACAGUGUACCAAGUGCGCCACCAACAAGUACCUGAGCGACAAUCUUUUACAUUGCUGUGCCAACCCGGGGUGUAACCAGUGCUCCGGAAGUGACAACUCUGUGUGUACAUCUUGUAAGCCCGGUUGGUUUCUGUACCAAAACUCAUGCGAUCAGUGUGGCACCACGUGUCAAGCACCCGCGGACGGAUCGGCAAGGUGCAAUGCGGUUUCAGGAAACUGUUUGUACGGAUGUAUACAAGACUACCACGGCAACACAUGCCAGAGAAACUGUGAUAUUCCGAACUGUGACACGUGUAAUUACGUACAAGCCACUGACAAUCUGACAUGUGCUGACUGCGCCGCCGGUAGAUACGGUAUUUCGUGCGAACAGUGCAACUCCCACUGUAUACUGAAGACCGGCGAAAUCUGUCUCCAGGAUGGUACGUGUAACGAUGGAUGUGAUCUCGGAUUCCGAGGGAGCCAAUGCAACAUCCAGUGUAAUGCAGCAGUUGGGAUGGAGAACUGCAUCCAGUGUGAGAGAUACAAUUUCCGAUGCACCACAUGCCAGACGGGUUACUGGGGUACCACUUGUCAAAACACGUGUUACGACAAAUGCGUUCCCCAGGCCGGCUCCCCAACAGCGUACCCGUGCGAGAUAUUGGACGGAACGUGUGUGAAGGGCUGCCAGGCCGGCUAUUUCAAGAACGACUGCCGUGGCUCUUGUCCAAACUGCGGAGCUGGAGGCCAUUGUAACAGGACCACAGGUGUGUGUAUGCAGCAGAUUUGUGACCCGGGGUGGUUCGGAGCGUCCUGCAACAACUCGUGUCCCGCUAACUGCAAGAACAACACCGGCCAGAGGUCAUGUGACUUCAACACGGGCAGGUGCUCGAACGGGUGUCAGGACGGCUAUUUCGGCGAUACCUGCACGCAGCACUGCAGCAUCAACUGCGCCAUGAGCCCGGCUGGAACUGAAACUGGCACACUAUGCAUGCAGGCCAAUGGAGACUGCGUGUACGCCUGCAGGCCGGGAUAUUACCACUCCACCUGCAGAGAGACGUGCCAAUCACAAUGUGUGGACAAUACUUGCAACAUCACCACCGGCAUCUGCACGGAGUGUGAGAAGGGAGUUAACGCUGGCUACCUGUGCCCCGAUGGAGUGUGCGGCGCCGGCAGCUAUGGUACAACGUGUCACCUGUCCUGUCCUGGUGGGAGCUCAUGCCUUAAUCAUCUCUGUAACCGCUAUACUGGUGACUGUACUGUUUGUAUCCCCUAUCACUGGGGCGAGACUUGUAACCACACCUGCUCUUACUGUGUGAAUGGUCAGUGCUCUCAAACUAGCGGGAUUUGUUCCCAGGGUUGUGUUGAUGGCUUCUAUUCCUUGUUGUGUAACCGCGCGUGUCAUGAUAGAUGUUCCGUUUGCCGACAAGAGACGGGUGAAUGCAUUGUUUGUGAUUCUGGAACUUACGGAGAGCUUUGUGAAGAUGACUGUAGCUUAAAAUGUGCCAAUGAUACUAGCGGUGAUUAUAUUACGUGCACAAAAGAUGGGGGACAGUGUAACAGCGGAGAGUGCACACCGGGUUACUAUGAAAGAACGUGUACAUCACAGUGCAAUUUAAAUUGUGCUCGGAGUGGCACACGAUUACCUGAAUGCAACAUAGAUUCAGGGCUCUGCACACAUGGUUGUAGUACUGGAUUCUAUGGCCCGGAUUGCUCAAAAGAUUGUAGCUUUACUUGUCUUAACACAAACUGUAUUGAUAAUGCAAACAAUUGCAUUGAUGGAUGUAUAGACGAGUAUUACAACUUCCCUAGCUGUGAUCGAAUGUGCAGCAGUAAUUGUGUUCUGGAUAAAUGUAUGGACGAUAGUGGGUAUUGCACAUUCGGCUGUGAACCUGGCUUCUACGGUCCUAAAUGUGGUGAAAGAUGUACUGACACAUGCAUGAACAAAACCUGCGACCGGCUGCUCGGCUACUGUGCCGAGUGUGAUCUGGGCACGCCUGGCUUUCAAUGCAGAUCAGCCAAUUGUUCAGUCAGUUUAUACGGCGACUUUUGUAACGCCACCUGUCCAGGCGGUACUCAGUGCUUCAGCAACAUUUGCGAACGCUACACUGCCAAAUGUGUCGGGUGCGUUAGCUAUGCCUACGGUGAAUACUGUGAACUGAGUUGUAAUAACUGCGUCGGUGGACGUUGUGACCAGGACACAGGCAACUGUCUUGGAGAAUGCGUCCGUGGUCAUUAUGGACCCAAGUGUGACGCUCAAUGCCAUAACCGAUGCACAUUCUGCGUCCAAGCCACCGGUUAUUGUGAGUUGUGCGAUACUGGGACGUAUGGGAGUGCCUGUCAGUAUAAUUGCAGCACCCAUUGUCAGCCAUCAUCUAACGGAGAAAUAACUUGCGGAAGGUUUGACGGUAGAUGUGACUCGGGUCGAUGCGAAACUGGCUUCUAUCAGCCUACGUGCACCUCGAGCUGUGGCGUCAACUGCAGAAACUUUGAAUGCGACAUCAACAGCGGGAACUGCUCCUUUGGCUGCACUAUCGGUUGGUUUGGACGAUACUGUGACGGACCUUGUAGUAUUAACUGCGUCAACGAAAAUUGUUUAAGCAGAAUUGACAACUGUGUUGAAGGCUGUAUUCCCGAAAAUUACGGUCCUCGGUGUGAUAUACAGUGCAACCCACAUUGCUUCUCCGCUAUAUGUAACGAUACGGGGUAUUGUUCAGUUGGCUGUGAUGGUGGUUACUAUGGCGAUAUGUGUGAGCUGCAAUGCAGCGAGACAUGCACCGAUGGAAGAUGUGACAGGCUCACCGGCAACUGUGCUGAAUGCAGCAAGAUCAGACCUUCGCCGCUCUGCCGAAGUUCAGCCUGUGUCGUUGGUUUCUACGGAAUAAACUGCGACAUACUAUGCAAAAGCCUCAACUGUCAAGACAACGUCUGCGAUCGUUACACCGGAAAUUGCGUAGGUUGCGUUACUGGUCGCUAUGGUGAUAUAUGUUCAGAAGAAUGUGACACGUGUCUUCGUGGAACAACGUGUCAGCAAGCAGACGGGAGUUGUGACGGGGCAUGUGAGAACGGAUAUUUCGGCUCUUUUUGUCGUCAGAACUGUACAUCAUGUAUAACGUGUAACAAAGAUACUGGACUCUGCGUGCAAUGUCCGGAUGGGAAAUACGGCCAACUAUGCGGUUUAAACUGCAGCAGCGCUUGUGUGCCAGUCAAUGGUGUGGUAUCGUGUGACAUUUCCUCCGCUCACUGCACAUCAAGGCAGUGCGUUCCUGGUUUCUGGGAUCUCAAAUGUUUUUCAUUCUGUCACCCAAAUUGCGACACCGACGCUAAUGGGAAUGUCACGUGUGACGUGAUGACAGGGCGAUGUGCCGGUGACUGUCAAGCCCACAACUAUGGCGCCCAGUGCGACCAGCGGUGCGAGUCGGAGUGUUACGACGACACGUGUCACCGGGACAGUGGAGUGUGUGCCGAGUGCCUCAAACCCGACCCGGGCUUCACCUGCCCAAAUGCACCGUGCGAUGAGGGCAAAUACGGUAACGACUGUAACCUUGACUGUUCGCCCGGGUGUACGCGUGUAUGUGAUCGGUACACGGCCAUCUGCAGUAAUUGUAGGGCCGGCCUGUAUGGGGACGAGUGUAAACAGAGGUGUCGCGACAACUGUACGGUUUGCGAUCAGCGUAGCGGUGCGUGUACCCAAUGUAGUGCCUAUAAGUGGGGGUCCAACUGUCAGAUCGAUUGUGGACAGUGCACGCCGUCCGCAGAUGGGCUCGUGUACUGUGACAUCCGGACGGGCGCGUGUGCAACAGAUACCUGCACCCCUGGCUACCAUGGUGCACUGUGCGAGUUUGAAUGCGGAGUCAACUGUAAAGACUCUGUUUCAGGGAUCAACAACUGUGAUCGUGAUACAGGAAUUUGCUCUGACGGCUGUGACAUCGGUUAUUUUGGCGUGUAUUGUACCGGCGACUGUAGCGUUACGUGUUUAAAUCGUGAUUGCGUGGGUACCGCGACGAACUGCCGCCAGGGUUGCGCGUUCGGUUAUUACGGUAGUGACUGUCUGACGUCGUGUCCGGCCAACUGUGUUGGCGGCGGAUGCGAUGGUGUAACGGGCGCGUGUGACGGUUCAUGUAAGGACGAGUAUUUUGGAGCCCAGUGCUCCCAGCGGUGCAGUAGUACGUGUAUUGAUAACAGAUGUGAUCAGUCUACAGGCGACUGUUUAGAAUGUCGCAUAGCAACAGCAAACCCGUCGUAUUUUUGCCGAGACGCAGCGUGUGAUAUCGGAUUCUUUAGUCAGUUCUGUAACAACACGUGCUCAACUAACUGCGCGGGUGGAUGUGAACGGUACACGGCCAGAUGUGCGGCCUGUGUUACAGGUACAUACGGCGCCACGUGCAACCAGUCAUGUGGCAAUUGUGCCACCAACACUUGUGAGCAGACAUCCGGGUUUUGUAUCGGUCCGUGCAGGGCGGGGUACUACAACAACUUUUGCAGGGCAACCUGUCUUUACAGCAACUGCGAAACUUGUGACAAAACCAGCGGCGUCUGCAGCACGUGCAAGCAGGGCUUUUAUGGGACCAACUGCGAGCAAAGUUGCAGCAGCAACUGUUAUCCAGACAGUAACAAUCUGAUAUACUGCAGCAAGGACCUGGGCUACUGCAAAGCGAACCAGUGCGUUCCAGGGUAUUGGGAUGAUACGUGUUCUAUUCAAUGUGAACCAACUUGCUUGCCGGACAUUAAUAAUGACCGUAUUUGUGAAUUCCAAAAUGGCCAUUGUAUAAUGGGCUGCGAGUCAACGAACUACGGGGAUUUCUGCCGAUUGAAAUGCAGCAACAAUUGUGUGAGCCAGCUCUGUGAGAGGAACGGGGUGUGCACACUCGGGUGCGUGGCUGGAAAAUUCGGAGAGAUCUGUAGCAUGGAUUGCACCCAGACGUGCAACGAUGGCACGUGUGACAGGUCGACGGGGGAAUGCGCGGAGUGCAACAAACCGCUCAACGAACAGACCCCGCUCUGCAGAAGUGCAGAAUGUAAUACCGGGUUCGCUGGCCUGUCAUGUAACAUCUCGUGCCCCCCUAACUGUCGCGACAAGUGCGAACGAUAUGAAAGUUACACGUGCGCAGCGUGUUUAAAUGGGUAUUACGGUGCCACGUGCGAUAAUUCUUGCGGCUUUUGUGCGACCGGGACAUGUUUCAAGGCAAAUGGGACGUGUGUGGGGCGUUGCCGGGAGGGAUAUUACUCAGACAUGUGUGAUCUAACAUGCCGCCAACUAAACUGUAGAUCGUGUGACCGAACAAGUGGAGAAUGCGCUACGUGUAAGCAGGGGCACUGGGGAAGUGAUUGCUCACAGGAUUGCAGUGCUGAAUGCACGAGCUCAUCCGAUGGACUUGUUUACUGUAGUAAGGAAAACGGCAACUGCGAAAUUGGAGCUUGCAACCCGGGCUUUUAUUCCUUGACAUGCCAGUCAGAAUGCAGCAGAACUUGUCAGAAAGAUCCGUACGGCAAUCGAGACUGUGACUUCGGAACAGGAAUCUGCAGAGACGGCUGCGAGGAUGGAUAUUACGGCGACUAUUGUGACAGACAGUGUCACGAAAACUGUAAAGGGCCCAUUUGUGAGCGAGAUGGGGAAUGUAACAGGAGCCUCGGUUGUAGGGACGGCUUCGGUUGGUACGGUUUUGACUGCACCUUAAACUGCACAACUACCUGUACGGACAACACGUGUGACAGGGACGAUGGCGUCUGUGACGAGUGCCGGAAACUACCACAACUACAGUCGCCUCUAUGUCGAUCAGCAGAAUGUCGGCCUGAUUCGAGCAUGACGUACUUGUACGGGGCGGACUGCAAUAUAUCAUGUCCCCAGAACUGCGUCGACUCGUGCCACCGUUACUCGGCCAAAUGUGAUCAGUGUAAGCCCGGAUUCUGGGAUAGCCCUUGUGACCAGCAGUGUGGCAAAUGUGCCACCGUUUCCUGUGAUCAGGACUCAGGAGAAUGUUUCAGCGACUGUAACCCUGGCUUCUACGGUUUGAAUUGUGCCAGAACCUGUCCAUACGGCGGUUGUGAGACAUGUGACCGAUUAACUGGAAGUUGUAUUCUAUGUAAGAAGGAGCUGUGGGGACAGAACUGUGAGAACUCGUGUAGUCCUAAUUGCGACCCGUCCACUGGUGGUAACUGCAGUAAGGAAACCGGCGCUUGUGACAGUCAAGGAUGUAGAACGGGCUUUUACAACCCAUACUGCACUGCUGCUUGCAAUUCAAACUGUUUUCCAUACGAAGGAGAAAGCGUCGGAUCGUGCGAUUUCACAAACGGCAGAUGUGACCGAUCCUGUAGAACAGGUUGGCACGGGGACAUGUGUGACCGCCCUUGCAGCCAGAACUGCGUAGAUAGCACGUGCCAUCGCGACGGGGAGUGCCACGUGGUUCUUGGAUGCAUCACAGGAUUUCACGGUUUCAACUGCACUUCUAAAUGUUCCGAUACGUGUAACGAUGAUACAUGUGACAGAACAUUGGGCGUGUGUGCCGAGUGUCUUCAGGAAGUGAAAACUCCGAAAUGCAGAUCAGCAGCGUGUCCAGUAGGUUCGCACGGCCUUUUCUGCGAGUAUAACUGCUCGGCCACAUGUGAAAGCUCCUGCGGACGUUAUACGUUACGUUGCGACUCGUGUGACGACGGAUUUUAUGGACACACGUGCAACGGCUCUUGUACCAACUGCAUGACUGUAACAUGUCAGCAGUCCAGUGGAACCUGUAAUGGCAUUUGUGUGGAUGGCUAUUAUACCGACCAAUGCUCCCGGCAGUGUAUCCACACCGGCUGUAUGACGUGUGAUCGGCAGGCCGGUGAGUGUCUGACUUGUAAGCCAGGCUUGUACGGUGUACAGUGCAGCCUGCCAUGUAGCGAUCAGUGUGUUCCGUCAUCCGAUGGCAAUGUUUACUGUAACAAAACAACAGGAAGCUGCAUCGCUGGUGCAUGCAGAGCUGGCUAUUACGGAAGUACCUGCACGCAGACAUGCCCCGGGGACUGUCGUGAAAACCCAGUAGAUGGUCUGACGUAUUGUGACUUCAGCACCGGGGAAUGUCUCCACGGUUGCAAUGAUGGCUUCUUUGGAGAACAGUGCGAGCUAGAAUGCAGCGAAAACUGUGCUGGCCAAGUCACAGUCUGUCGACGAGACGGAUAUUGUACCAACGGUUGUGUAGACAAUCAUUACGGGUCUUUUUGUGGGGAAAUGUGCAACUCUUCCUGUACGGAUAACCAGUGUGACCGGGUAGAAGGCAUCUGCAUGGACUGCCUCCAAGACAGGACGCCACUGUGCAGGGACGCAGAUUGUCCGUUACCGUACUAUGGGCUUAAAUGUAACGAGUCCUGUGCUGCUAAUUGUCGGAAUGGUGACUGCGAUAGAUACUCGGCACGUUGCACGAGUUGUGUGGCUGACUACUGGGGCGGCACGUGUACCCAGGCAUGUGGACACUGUAGGGGAAACAUAUGUUAUCAGAACAAUGGCACGUGUCCGAGUGGAUGUGAUGACGGAUUUUACUCCAUUGAUUGCACAGUUCCCUGUACAUACCCAGGGUGUCAGACCUGUGAUGACACUGGCGCAUGCGCAUCAUGUAAGCAAGGCAGAUAUGGCACAAACUGUGAUCGGGGGUGUAGCGGAAAUUGUCUCCCAAGUUCCAUCGAUGGGUUUAUCUACUGUAGCCGAUCUCUGGGCUCCUGUAGCGAGAACCAAUGUGUUUCGGGAUAUUACAGCAGCGACUGUAGUCAACAGUGUAGCUCAAACUGUGGAGUUGCUGCUGGAUUUAGAUCAUGCGACAUCGACGACGGCGAAUGCGACGCUGAAUGUGAACUAACGUGGUAUGGCCCAAACUGUAGAACAAUUUGUUCAAGCAAUUGUUUGAAUCAGAACUGCAACCGGACAGGAGAAUGUCGCGAGGGCUGUACUGUCGGAUACUGGGGAGAAAUGUGUGAACGGACUUGCACGAUGGCGCAAACAUGUAACGACGGGACCUGCGAUCAGGGACUGGGACGCUGCUUAGAGUGUGAAAGAGUUAACCCGUCACCUCGCUGUCGAUCCGCAGCCUGCACCCCCUCCAACACGUGGGGUGUGUUCUGCGACCGCACCUGCCCAGCAAACUGUCGUGGUGACACGUGUGACAGGGACACCGGCGAGUGCGCAGGCGGAUGUAAGGACACGUACUUCGGAGACUACUGUAACAUGACAUGUCCCAACUGCCUACAGGACAUGUGCUUCCAGAACAAUGGUAACUGUGUAUCAGGUUGCAAACACGGAUACCACAAGCUUGAUUGUAACACCAUGUGCCUCUACCCCGGAUGUAGGAACUGUGAUCGGACGGAGGGCAAGUGUAUCACGUGUAAGACGGGCCUCUUCGGAGAAGAGUGUGACCGGGACUGUGAGCGGAGCUGUGGGGAGUCGGGCGGUGUCCUCUCCUGCAACAGGUUUACAGGAAACUGUGACGCGAGGUUCUGCAAGGACGGCUGGUACAACCUGCAGUGCACAGACAAGUGUAGCGACUUCUGUGAAACCAACAACAACCAGUGUGAGUUCGAGACCGGCACGUGCUCGCCAUGUGCGCUCGGCUGGUACGGCCAGAAGUGCGAUGGCGAAUGUAGUACCAACUGUAAGAAUAAGAACUGCACAGUGACGGCAACGAAUUGUAGAGAAGGCUGCACAGACGGGUUCUGGGGAUCCGAGUGUCAGAAGGUGUGCUCAGUGAACUGUCAAAACAAGGCGUGUGACGCCGUGACAUCUGCUUGCAGGUUCGGUUGUAACCAGAGUCGCUGGUACGGACAGCUAUGCGACACGGAGUGUGGAGCCAACUGUGUAGGUGGCGUUUGUGACAGGAGCGGGACCUGCACCGGCGGGUGUGUGGUCGGCUAUUACGGAGCCAUGUGUGAGAACCAGUGUGGUGAGAGCUCCAAAUGUAAUGACGGCACCUGUAACCGGGAGACGGGACUUUGUGAUGAUUGUUUUGACACGGCCCCCCGCCCGACCAAUUGUCCCACCGCAGACUGCCCGGCUGGAAAGGCAGGUGACCAAUGUACUGAUGAUUGUCCGAGCACGAAUUGUCUGUACAAUCAAUGUGACCGGUACGCCCCUAGCAACUGCAAGGCAUGUCGACCUGGCUACUAUGGUAACCUGUGUGCACAGACGUGUCCCAAUUGUAAAACAGAUACGGGUUGUAUCCAGGACACAGGUGAUUGUACAGCAGGCUGCAGGGACGGUUGGUACGGCCCCAAGUGCACAUUACCCUGUAACACCAACUGCAAGUCAUGUGAACGUAAUUCCGGGACGUGCAUCGUCUGUAAGGACGGUCGUUGGGGCCCCGCCUGCUCUCAGUUGUGCUCGGUGAAUUGCAAGGCUACGUUGGUGGCUGGAAUGAGCGUCCACUUGUGUGACAAGACGAGCGGUGCUUGCACUCCUGCUGAGUGUAACGUGGGAUACUGGCAUACGGAUUGUACACAGCAAUGUAGCCAGCAUUGCCUAGUUGACGCGAGUAACAACCGUGUAUGUGAGAUACAGGACGGGAGAUGUAAGGUUGGCUGCGAGGACACGUUCUAUGGCACAACAUGUGACGACAAGUGCAGCGUUAGAUGUAAAGAUCAGAGGUGUACGAACUUCGCCACGAGCUGUGACAUGGGUUGUGAAGCUGGUUAUUAUGGCGCCACGUGUAUUAAUGCGUGUAGUCAGCAAUGCGCAGGCGCGGGCACAUGCUCACCGAUUAAUGGCACAUGUAUGGAAGGAUGUAGGGACGGGCAUUACACCACACGGUGUAACGUUGCAUGUGCCUACACUUGUCUCGACGGAAAGUGCGACUCCACGACUGGUGGCUGCCCUGACUGUAAGACUGACCCAGUAGGCCCCAACUGUCGAGUCAAGGAGUGCGAUGCAGGUUGGUACAGCCCCACGUGUGAUAGCCGCUGCCCCGGAAACUUCUGUCUUAACAACAAAUGUCACCGCCAGACGGGCACCUGUGACUCUGGAUGCCUGCCAAACUACUAUGGCGCCUACUGUACGGAGGUGUGUCAGUGUAGCCAGCUGGGAACGGAGACAUGUGAGCAGGACAAGGGCACCUGUGUUUGUAAAGCUGGAUACACUGGAGUGUUGUGUUCGGAGACAUGUAGCGUGGGAUGUAUAGGUCUGACCUGCGCGAGGGACGGUACCUGUAGUGGCGGUUGUAAGGCUGGGUAUUACGGCGCUGAGUGUGACCGGCAGUGUGAUGCCUGCCUCAGUAAGGAGUGUGAAGCCUCCUCGGGGGUCUGUUCCAUUGGGUGUAUCCCCGGUUACUAUGGCAACAUGUGUCAGACUAGGUGUCCAACCAACUGCGUGGAAUGUGAGCGAACAAGCGGUGACUGCACAUCCUGCAUAUCAACCUUCUAUGGUCUACCGCGGUGUGACAUCGUCUGUAACGCCAACUGUCUCCCGGGUUUAGGGCGCCAGUGUGACCAGAGCACUGGCAAGUGUGUGCACGGCUGUCACGGAGGGUUCUAUGGCGAUGAUUGCCAGGAAUCGUGCGGACAGUGCGCCUCCGGUGUGUGCGGCACAAACGGCGCGUGCAACGGGUGUAACGUCGGCUAUUAUGGCAGUAAAUGUACGCUCACGUGCAGUGACAACUGCGAGAGCGCCGCUAGUGGACGGCCAUGCGCACAGACGAACGGUUUCUGCUCGAACGGAUGUAGGCCCGGAUACUUUGGUGAUGCUUGCAGCGUACAGUGCCCAGCUAGGUGCUCUCCGGCCUUCUGUGUAAGAUCAACUGGUGACUGCGGCACGUGCCAGGAGGGAUAUUACGGCCCCAAGUGUGACAACGCAUGUAACAACUGUUUCGAGUCCCGUUGUAGCAGCGUUAAUGGAGAUUGUACCAGUGGUUGUACGGUCGGAAAGUAUGGGUCUAAAUGCAAUUCCGAUUGUAAAAGUACAUGCAACGACGGGUCAUGUGACCAGACUAGCGGACAGUGUGAAGCGACUACAGCCGCCCCCAUCCCUGACGCCGCACGCCAAGUAUCCAACGAAGAACUGUCUACUGAGGGGAUCAUAGGUAUCGCUGCGGGAUGUUUCGGAGCCCUGCUUAUCAUUGUAAUUCUGGCAUUCUGCUGUAUCAUGCAGAAGAGGCGCGCUGAUGAGGCCAAGGAUGAGAUUCACAUACCUGAAGAUCUCCUGGAGCGACUGUCUACCAAGGGCUAUACUCCACAAGCCUCACAUAGAUCCAUGCACAGCAGUUACGCACCAAGAGACCUUCACAGUAACUACUCACAGCCGCUACCAAACCCAACAUACAUCGACGGCGAGGACGAAAAAGACUUUGUGCUGUUUUAGGACUUUGCUUUAGUAAUUGCGGAAACGUGACACUUGCUAACAUCUAUGUGCUAGCUCUAUCAGCGAUUUGCUAUGUUCGGUACCUUGGAUAGGAUUGAACGUUAUCAAAAGUGUUUAUGUUAACAUCAUUGUUCAAGUUAAAACGUAGAAAAAAAUAAUUUUGGAAGGGAAGUUUAAGUAAUGUCGUUCGCUUUUCUGAUAAUGUUGAUCUAAAUUAUAAACAAAGACCUCGUAAAUUUUACCACGUUCAUAUAUACUUGUAUAUCUUUCCUUUUUUUACUCGACUAAUCGAAGAAGGAGGCUUUACUACUCGUCCCGGCGUCCGCGUCGGCGUCCGGUUAAGGUUUAAGUUGACAUUUUCAUUUGAACUGGAAUACCCUAUAUGCAAUUCACUUGAUACUUCACACAGUUGUCCAGGACCAUCACACAAUGAGGUUAGAUAACUCCAUAUUAUCCAAAUUACAAAUUAUGGGCCCUGAUUCACUUAGGAACUUGGGUUAAAGUUUUUAGGGCACAUUGUGAGAGGUUAACGUUUUAGGGCGAGUUUGGAUUUUCACUUAUUACUUCUAUACCCUUUAUUCAAUUGACUUGAUACUUCACACAAUUGUGUACUUCACACAAAUAGGUGACAUUACUCCAUUAUAUAAUAAAUACAAAUUAUGGCCCUUGAUUGACUGUAAAAAGUUUCUAUUUUACUUUUAAGUUGACUUUUUUAUUUAUUUCCACAGGCACAUAUUAUAUAAUUUAUGUAUUAAUUUCACGAACAAGUGACGUAUAGUCGAGCGUGCUGUCCUUGGACUGCGCUUGUAGCAAUUGUUUGUGUAGUGGAAUCGAAUUUUUAAUAUAGCAGACAUGUAUCAGCCAAUGACACCAAAUAUUUUAACCAAGAGCUUCGAUUUUUCUUAACAUUUCAUGCGUUGUAAAUGUUCGGGUGAUGGCGUAUGUGUUGCUGAUCAAAUAUCACGUGGGCACCCACACCUAAUGGCAAAGCGCAAUACUAUUGGUUUAUGCAGUGUUUCGUCAAAGUUAUUUGUCAUCCGCUUAAAGCUUCUUUUCUUUGCAUUAUUGAUUGGACUUCAACCAACAACAAUACGCAAAAGUGUAUAAUUGCAACGCGAUUGCAGAUAAUCCCUCACAAAAAUAAUGCAGCAGUCCCUUUUCAUUCACAUCACGUGUAGUAUAGAUACAACAUGGGCAGUUUAAGCUUGAUGCUAAUGAAUUGUGUUCCAUAUUUAUUGCAGAUUCUAAUGUAAUACUUGUCUUAUUAACUUGCAGGAUUGUUAAUUAAAACAUCUUUAUUUCAGACGUCUUCAAGAUUGAAAAUCACGACAUGAUUCUAUGAUGAAUUAUAUAUCGAAGGAGAGAAAUACAUCUUCUUGUUAACACUACCAUCUAAGAAUCCUCACACUAUUUUCGUUACAGGCGAGCUGACGAAGCGAAAAGUGAGAUUCAUCUCCCAUCUGACAUGUUGGAGCGCUUGUCCAACCACCAGAACAUGCAUGACGGUGGCUCUGUGCAGUACCCUGUGGCACGGGUGGUCGGAGAUGAUGAGCAAGACUUUAUCU